AUGCACGAGGAAGACCAGGGAGGCGGCAGUAACCGGGGGAGGUGCGCGGCGUGCAAGUACCUGCGCCGGCAGUGCGCCCCCGACUGCGUGCUCACCCCCUACUUCCUGGCGUCGCAACCCCACCGCUAUGCCGCCGUCCACCGAAGCUUGCCGGUGGAUGAGAGAGCUCAGGCGGCGGAGACGAUGGCAAUGGAGGCGCAGUGGCGGGUGGAGGACCCGGUGUACGGAUGCGCCGGGAUCAUCAGCCAGCUGCAGGAGGAGAUUCAGCCAACGCAGUGCGAGCUCGCCAGGACGCGAGCGCAGCUCGCCAUCGUCCCCGUGCACGGUGCGCAGCUGCAGGGUUCCACGGCUGCUCUUCCGCCGCCGCAGCCGCAGCGAGACGAGGGCCACCGCGUCCCCGUCGCGCAGAUGCAAGGCCAAGGGCAAGGAAAGGCGGUGUCGUUGCUUGACCCGGACGACGGCCACCGCGUCGCUGUCGCGCAGAUGCAGGGGCAGGGAGAGGCGGUGUCGUUGCUUGACCGGCCCGGACGACGGCCAUCGCGUAGAGAAUCUCUUGUUAAAUUAAGAGAUUUGAAAGGCGUGUGUGUUGGUGGAACUGAAUAG
Molecule: messenger RNA, 603 nt
Organism: Aegilops tauschii subsp. strangulata
Lineage: Eukaryota; Viridiplantae; Streptophyta; Magnoliopsida; Poales; Poaceae
Source: RefSeq, a predicted model, not a curated record